Molecule: messenger RNA, 1338 nt
Organism: Aspergillus aculeatinus CBS 121060
Lineage: Eukaryota; Fungi; Ascomycota; Eurotiomycetes; Eurotiales; Aspergillaceae
Product: DUF2461 domain-containing protein
Exons: 8
Coding region: 1-1338 (445 amino acids)
Source: RefSeq, a predicted model, not a curated record
AUGCCUCGUCGAUCGUCUCGGCCCGUUCCCGCGGCAGCCGCAGCUCCAGAAGCCGCGCCAAAAAGGCGCGUGUCCGCCAGACUCUCCGAAGCAUCCAGAACGGAGCCCAAGAGACAAAAGUACGAUACCGAUCCUGCUCAGAAGCUGGUUAAAUCCACCACAAAAAAGAGCAAAUAUUUCCAAGAGGAGCCGUCUGAAGAUCCGGAGCUUGACUCCAAAGAGGCAGCUGCGCCGAAAAUCCUCGACUACGAGGACACCGACACAAGCGUCCCCACAUCUUCCGACUCCGGCUCAGACUUCGCUGAAGAAGCAUCGCCAUCAGCCCCGAGCGAUGAGGAGCUUGAGUCUGAAGAAGAGGAGUAUAGCUCUGCGCCUAAACGCCGCCAGAGCCGCGGAAAGCAAUCUAGCACCGCUGGCUCGAGAAUACAUGGGUCAAAUAGUGCGGAAGAAGACACGACUGUGUCAUUGGCCGGCAAAGAGCUAUGGAGGGAAGGGGUAAGAACCGGCCUUGGACCAGGAAAAGAAGUGUUCAUCAAGAAGCCCAAGGCCAGAGACCCUGGCGCUGUAGCUUACAAAGAUAAUGUUCUGCAUGCCAACACUAUUCUCUUUCUCCAAGAUUUGGCGAAGAACAAUGACAGGCAAUGGCUGAAAGCACAUGACGCGGACUACCGCGCUGCCAAAAAGGACUGGGAAACCUUUGUCGAGACUCUCACAGAGCAUAUCAUAGAUCAGGACGGCACAAUCCCCGAAUUGCCUGUCAAGGAUCUUGUCUUUCGCAUACACAGAGACAUCAGGUUCAGCAAAAACCCUCUUCCGUACAAGACGCACUUUUCAGCAGCUUGGUCCCGCACCGGCAAGAAGGGCCCUUACGCUGCAUACUACGUCCACUGCCAACCAGGGGCAAGUUUCGUCGGUUCGGGCCUUUGGGCGCCAGAGGCCGAUGGACUGGCUCGUCUUCGACAGGAUAUCGAUCGCCGUUCUCAUCGCCUCAAGAAAAUUCUGAGAGCGCCAAAAAUGCGUCAAGAAAUAUUCAAGGGCAUCCCGGAUGAUAAUGAGACAGCUGUAGAAGCCUUUGUUAGCCACAACAAGGAGAGCGCUCUCAAGACCAAGCCCAAGGGCUACGAUGCCGAUAAUGAGAAUAUCCAGUUGCUCCGUCUGCGCAGUUUCACCAUCGGCAGGCCGCUCUCGGAUGAGGAGUUGCUAAGUCCGAAUGCCCAGGACAGGAUUGCAGCACUGGUUGAAAUCAUGGAGCCCUUCGUUACGUAUCUCAACAGCGUCGUCAUGCCUGAUUCGAUGGAGGAGGAUGUCGAUACCGAUUCAGAGGCUUCGGAAGACUGA